GCGGCUGGGCCCACCCCAGCCCUGCCGGAGGCCCCGGCUCUGCCUGCAGAGCGCCCCGAGGAGCCUGGGCCCGCCCCAGCGCAGCCGCAGGUCCCGGCUCCGCCAGCAGAGCGCCCCCAGGAGCCUGGGCCCGCCCCAGCGCAGCCGGACGCCCCGGCUCCGCCUGCAGAGCGCCCCGAGGAGCCUGGGCCCACCCCAGCGCAGCCGGACGCCCCGGCUCCGCCUGCAGAGCGCCCCGAGGAGCCUGGGCCCGCCCCAGCGCAGCCGGACGCCCCGGCUCCGCCUGCAGAGCGCCCCGAGGAGCCUGGACCCGGCUUCGCCUGCAGAGCGGCCCGAGGAGCCUAGGCCCACCCCAGCGGAGCCGGAGGCCCCGGCUCCGCCUGCAGAGCACCCCGAGGACCCUGGGCCCACCCCAGCGCAGGCGGAGGCCCCGGCUCAGCCAGCGGAGCGCCCCGAGGCGGCUGGGCCCGCCCCAGCCCUGCCGGAGGCCCCGGCACCGCGUGCAGAGCGCCCGGAGGAGGCUGGGCCCACCCCAGCGCAGCCGGAGGCCCCUGUUCCGCCUGCAGAGAGCCCCGAGGAGGCUUGGUCCGCCCCAGCGCAGCCAGAGGCCCCGGCACCGCCUGCAGAGCGCCCCGAGGAGGCUGGGCCCACCCCAGCCCAGCCGGAGGCCCCGACUCAGCCAGCGGAGCGCCCCGAGGAGGCUGGGCCCACUGCAGCCCAGCCGGAGGCCCCGGGUCCGCCUGCAAAGCGCCCCGAGGAGGCUGGGCCCACCCUAGCGCAGCCAGAAACUUUGGCUCAGCCUGUAGAGCGCCCCGAGGCGGCUGGGCCCACCCCAGCCCUGCCGGAGGUCCCGGCUCCACCUGUAGAGCGCCCCGAGAAGCCUGGGCCCACCCCAGCGCAGCCGGAGGCCCCGGCUCCACCUGCAGAGCGCCCCCAGGAGGCUGGGCCCACGCCAGCACAGCCGGAGGCCCCGGCUCAGCCAGCGGAGCGCCUCGAGGAGGCUGUGCAUUCCACGGCCCUGCAGUGGACUCUGUCUCUUCCAGAGGACCCCGAGGUGACACUUCCACAUCCAGAGCAAGUUCAGGCUCAGCAACCACAUUUGACUGAAGUCACAGCUCAAUCUUUAGACCUGGAGCUUACCGUAACUCCAGAACCCACUACAGAGUUUGAACAUUCUACAGCCCUGAAGAAAGCUACAGCUCCUCCAAAGGACGUCGAAGUGACAUUUGCACACCUAGAGCAGGUUCAGACUCAGCAUCCAACUUUGGCUGAGGUCACAGUUCAACCUUUGGACCUGCGGCUUACCAUAACUCCAGAAUUCACUAAGGAGACUGAACUUUCUCUACCUAUGCGGGGGACCCCAGCUCAGCCUCCAGAGCCACCUAAGGAGGUUGUUGUAGCUCAGUCUCCAGUAUAUCAGGAGGAGAUUGUUCAGACACCAGGUCAAGAUCAAGCUCAGCAUCCAUCAUCACCCAAUGUAACAGUUCAACCUUUGGACCUGGAGCUUACUGUAAGUCCAGAACCCACUAAAGAAGUUGAACAGUUUACAACCCUGAAAAAGACUACAUCUCCUCCAAAAGACCUUGAGGUGACACUUGCACUUUCAGAGCAGGUUCAGUCUCACCGUCCAACCUUAAAUAAAGUCACAGUUAAACCUUUGGACCUGGAACUUACCAUAACUCCAGAAUCUGCUGCCGAGGUUGAACCUUCUCCAGCCAUGCCUGAGAUCCCAGAUCAGCAUCCAGAGCUGACUAAGGAACUUGUAUCCCAACCUCACACAUAUCAAGAGGCAGCAGUUCCAACACCACAUCAGGAUCAAGCUCAGCAUUGGUGGUCACCAAAUGUGACAGUUCAACCUUUGGAUCUGGAGCUUACCAUAACUCCAGAAUCUACUACAGAGGUUAAACAGUCUACAACCCUGCAGCAGACUACAACUCCUCCAAAGGACCUUGAGGUGACAUUUCCACAGUCAGAGCAGGUUCAGGUUCAGCAUCCAACCUCAAAUAAAGUCACGGUUAAACCUUUGGACCUGGGGCUUACCAUAACUCCAGAACCUACUACAGAGACUGAAACUUCUCCAACCAUGCAAGAGACCCCAGCUCAGCCUCCAGAGCCACCUAAGGAGGUUGUAGUUCAAUAUCCGUUUCAUGAGGAGGUGACAGCUCCACCUCCAAGUAAGGAUCAAGGUCAGCAUCCAGCAUCACCCAGCACCACAUUUCAUCAUGUGGACUUGGGGCUUACCAUUACUCCAGAAGCUAUUACAGAGCCUACACAUUCUACAGCCAUGAAGAAGACUAUAGCUCCUCCUCCAAAGGACCUUGAGGUGACACUUGCCCAUCCAGAACAGGCUCAGAGUCAACAUCCAAACCUGACUAAAGUCACGGUUCCACCUAUGGACCUGGAAAUUACUGUACGUCCGCAACCGGAGUCAUCUGAGACAGUUUUUCCCCCAACGACCCAGCGUUCAGUGCUGCAUUUUGUAAAAUAUACCCCAGAAAAGUCAUACGCAACUUUAACUGAGCAACCGGAAGAGAAUGCUACCACGAACAUCAACAUAUGUGAGCUCUGUAUCUGCAAAGAUGAGACGCUGUCGUGUACCGGUUUCAGCCCAAAGCAGAGGCUCCACAGAGUGCCUGUGCCAGAGCCCAGCACCUACAAUGGCACCUUCACCAUCUUAAAUUUCGAAGGAAAUUCUAUUUCUUACAUUGAUGAAAAUAUAUGGAAGGCAUACCGUUGGGCUGAGAAACUAAUUCUCAGGGAAAAUUAUUUGACCGAAUUACAUAAGGACUCAUUUGAAGGCCUACUAUCACUCCAGUAUUUAAUUCUCAGUCGUAACCCUCUGACAACUGUUGAAGAUUCAUAUCUUUUUAAAUUGCCGGCAUUAAAAUAUUUAGACAUGGGAACAACACAGGUGUCACUUCCAACAAUUGAGAGCAUCCUCAUGAUGACCCUUGAAUUGGAAAAACUGAUUUUACCUAGCCGUAUGGCCUGCUGUCUCUGCCAAUUCAAAAAUAAUAUUGAGGUUGUCUGCAAGACAGUCAAGCUGCAUUGUGACAGUGAAUGUCUGACAAAUGCCACACAUUGUGAUGAAGAAUUAUCUGUAAGGAACGCAGAAGGAUCAUUCAUGAAGGUAUUGAAAUCCCGGAAGAAGAGCACCAGUACUGAGCUGACGAUUGAGCCAGAGAAGGCAUCCUCAGACAAAAAUGGCGUCAGUUUAGCCUUUCUGAAUGAGCAGCUAGACUUUAAUGAUGAAAGUGAUGUUAUUAGUGCGCUGAAUUACAUAUUGCCUUAUUUCUCAGAGGGAAAUCUAGAAGAUGUAGAAUCAACGUUAUUACCAUUCAUUAAACUUCUGUUUUCAAAUGUGCAAGAUGGAGACAAGCCCAUGGGUCCCUUGACAAACAACACAGGGAACACUUCUCUUAAACCUGGACCCAACAAUUCAACUUACAAAAAUAAACUGAGGAAACUCUAUUCUCUAGAAAAUUUAUUAGAUGCAGAAAUUCAAGAAAAAAUUGAUGAGGUGAAAAAGAAAGAAAAAACUGCCAUGCUUAUACAUUCCGGCCUUUUCGGUCCCAAAUUCAAACGCCAAAUCUUUCCAAAGAAAUUGGAAACUACCCAAGCACAGGAAAAGAGCCUCGCCAAGGCUGAGAGUGUAGGGAAAAAGAUGCUGAGAGUAAAAAAGGUUAUCAAGGGCCCAAAGGGCCUAAAGAGAAGGCACUUCAAACAAGUGGGCAAUCAGAGAAACUGGCGGCAACAGAAUGCCCAGCCAUUUGUGGAGAAUAGGGCCAAAGAAAGAAGGGUCAGUAGACCGUCCCCAAGGGAGCUGGAGCAGCUUCACAUGGCGCAGAGGCCCAGGAAAUUAGUGGGAGACUCCUUCAAUACGGAGCCUUCGUUCAUAAAGGAGCACAAGGCAGCAGUCUCUUCGUUCGUGAAACAAUACUCCUUGGGCAGGCCUUCUGCCUCCACUGCUCCAAAAUCCCUACCUGAGGUGAAAAACAAAUCAAAAGACUUAACCUACACCAUUUUUGUUUUAGAGGAUGCAAAUGCUAGAGUUAGGAAUAUGAAGGCUUCUAAACCAGUCUCACAUUCCAGAAAAAAGUACCUCUUUCAUAAAACUCGCUCACGUGUGGUCCACAGAGCACCCAAGGCCAAGCUGAGUCGAAAAUUCAGAAAGAAAAGUCCUCUCAGUAAUAGGCUGAUGCUUGCAAAGAGGCCUCCAUUCUCUGCCAUCAGGAGCCUCAUAAAUUCCCCUUCACGGGAGGCUUUUUCAUCUUCAGGAGAACUAAGUUCUCAGGAAAAUCCCUUUCCAGAAUUAUUAACUCCUUCAGAGCCUUUUAGACAAAACACUACUGUAGAAAACAGUACUGCACAGAAUGUUUCUGAGAACCCUAUUUCUACAAGAAACAUGACUGUGCCAGAACAAACCCUCUUUGAACUCAGGAACCAUAAGAAUCUUUCCAGUGCAUAUUCUACAGCCACCACAGACAACUUUAUGCCAACUGUUAACCAAACCAAUGAAACACGAUGGAUAUACAACAGCACGGGCACUGAAUUGCCCCCGAAGCCCACAGGCUUCACUGUGUCGAAGCUUUCAGCUCCAGGUGACCUAUUUGAAAUUCAGCUAAACCAGCAGCUACGGUCCCUCGUCCCGAACAACGACGUGAGAAGGCUCAUUUCUCACGUUAUCCGGACUUUGAAAAUGGACUGCUCGGAGACCCACGUGCAACUGGCCUGUGCCAAGCUCAUCUCCAGAACAGGCCUCCUGAUGAAGCUUCUCAGUGAGCAGCAAGAAGUAAAGGUGUCCAAGGUAGAGUGGGAUACGGACCAAUGGAAGACUGAGAACUACAUCAAUGAGAGCACAGAAGUCCAGAGCAAACGGAAAGGGCAGGAGUCCAGUGAGCUCACAAAAGAAGUUCCAGGUUAUGGCUAUAACAACAAACUCAUCUUGGCAAUAUCUGUGACUGUAGUAGUGAUGAUUUUGAUUAUAGUUUUCUGUCUCAUUGAGAUUUAUUCUCACAGAGCAGCAUCCGAGGAAGGUAAAGAAGGAAGCUCAAGGGGCUUCUUUCAAUCCCUGCUGCGGAAGAGAUGCUCAACAGAAAGUGAGAGUCAGGAGGGCUUUUUCUGGAGAAGGCGGCCACUUUGGCUUCGGGACAUGUACAGACCUCUCAAUGCCACACGCAAGAAAAACAUGGCACAGAAGCUGCAUGACAGGGGUUCUUCUGAUGAGGAUGAGAUUUUCAACAAGGAACCGGGAGAGAAAAGUGAAGCCCCAGCAGAGAAGGCUCAGGCCACAGAUUCCACCACUGAAGAGCUGGGUGACGAGAGCGAGACCCUCACCGAGAUUGUCAUCGAGUGAGCCCGUCCUGCCUCAGGUCGCCUACGAAGCUUAUGUUCUGAUAUUGGCUUCUCAGCAUUGCUUGUAAAAUACUUAUUUUUCUCCUAUUAAAAUGUAUGAAUUCAUAACCAAUUCUAGCCAUGUGGUAAGGAAUUAAAAUGGAACUAGUUAAACAUGUCCAUCCAGGGAACAGCGGCCACAGGCGUGAGGAGCAGGACUGAAGCUGGAAUCCCUCGUGGGAGCCAGUGUACUUCCACAAGAGCAGUGCAGGCAAAGGAGGAUGUGUAGGGGUGUCGUUCCCUCGUUUCCCUGAUCAAAUCAGUCUCUGGAAACUGGAAAACAUAUAUUCAGGGAAUGUAGACUCUUAAAUCAGUUAGCAGUUUAUUCUGGUGCUCUCUCCCCUGGCUAUUCACAACACGCUUGACCUGCCCAGAGAGGACCAUCUAUUUCUGGCCCCUCUCAUAAGGUCUUCGGCGUUGCCAGAAUAUUUGGAUCACUGAGACUAGCUCCACUGCAGGGCUAAGCCCUGUCUUUCUUCCCAAGUACUCAAACUCAUGCACACAAUGUGUGCCCUGUCUUGGCAAGUAGAGGGUUCUUCACCCUUACAAGCCUGUGGAUAAUUCACAUUGGGGUGUUUGGGGUUUGUUUUCUUAAAAAAAAAAAAAAAGAAGAAUGUGUGAGAGCAUUAAUUGCCCAAUCUGCGGAAAAGGCAAAAAUUCCUCCACUCCUGCGGCACCCGGGUGGUUCGGUUGGUGAAACAUUAAACUCUUGGUUUCAGCUCAGGUCAUGAUGGAUGUCCAUACACGUAAUUGGUGCUCAUCACUGGGGGGCUAGUGGUGGUGAACGUCGGGGGCCGGGGGAAUCGCAUCACUAG
Zalophus californianus (California sea lion) is the source of this 6209-nucleotide messenger RNA. RefSeq names its product leucine-rich repeat-containing protein 37A2-like. The transcript is spliced from 12 exons. Bases 1349 to 5356 code for a protein of 1335 amino acids. Lineage: Eukaryota; Metazoa; Chordata; Mammalia; Carnivora; Otariidae. Gene Ontology annotation, molecular function: protein binding. The record is from RefSeq and is a predicted model, not a curated record.